Labeo rohita (rohu) is the source of this 4352-nucleotide messenger RNA. It is a transcript of the gene cxadr, whose product is annotated as CXADR Ig-like cell adhesion molecule. The coding region runs from base 36 to 1442 and encodes 468 amino acids. Gene Ontology annotation, cellular component: bicellular tight junction; basolateral plasma membrane; intercalated disc. Gene Ontology annotation, biological process: homotypic cell-cell adhesion. Gene Ontology annotation, molecular function: cell adhesion molecule binding. The transcript has 8 exons. NCBI's taxonomy places the organism in Eukaryota, Metazoa, Chordata, Actinopteri, Cypriniformes, Cyprinidae. The record is from RefSeq and is a predicted model, not a curated record.
CAAUCUGCUCAGUUUUGGUGAUGUCAGUGCCCUAAAUGAUGUUACGGGCUAUUUCACAUCCAGAGAUGAAGGAUCGGAUGAUGAAGUUACUAAAGAGGAGUCGUCCGAUGACAGUUUGUUUUAUCACAGUGCGCGAACAGUUGCGCUGCGCUCGCUUUUACUACAAGAUUCCAGCCACAAUCCACCUGCGAGAGCGAGCUAGUGGACUUCUGAUGCUACGCGAGACUGGCGAAAGAAGAGUGAACACGAAAGAUCACAAGUCGGAGGGAAAAGUUGUUUUUAUGCCCACACCGCUUAUUAAAUUGUGGCUUAAAAGCGGAGGAAUGGAUUUGAGGACGUCUUGUCUUUGUUUAAUCAAUGUUAUUCUCCUCGCAGGCACAGCCUGUGGACUACAGAUCACUUCCACCGGCCCCACAUCCAUUGAGAAAGCCAGUGGUGAGACUGUGAAGCUGGACUGUCAGUUUACUCUCGCUACUGAGGAUUCUGGGCCUCUGGACAUUGAGUGGAGCCUGCAGCCCUCUGACAACCAGAAAGAAGAGAAAGUGGUGAUUGUGUACUCAGGUGACAGGGCGUUUGAACACUAUUAUGACCCUCUUAAAGGAAGAGUCCACUUCAACUCCCCUGACCCUAAAAAUGGCGAUGCCUCCAUGAACAUCAUGGGUCUGAAAGCCACAGACACAGGCACCUAUCAAUGCAAGGUGAAGAAGGUUCCUGGUAUCGGCAGCAGGAAGUUCCUCCUAACGGUCAUGGUGCGCCCUUCUAAACCCAAAUGUUAUGCAGAGGGUCAGACGUAUGCGGGGAAAGAUAUGGUGUUGAGGUGUAAGUCUGAAGAGGGCACACAACCACUGCAGUACAUUUGGGAAAGAACCACAGGCAAUAAACUACUGCCACCCCUGGCAGUGCUGGAUCCAGUCGGGGGCACCAUGAGUCUGAGGAACGCAACUGAGACAGCUUCAGGAUCAUACAAGUGCCUCGCUAAAAACCGUAUUGGAGCAGAAGAGUGUUUCGUGGAGGUCAAUAUCACACAACCCCCCAACAAUGGUGGCAUCAUUGCAGCUGCAGUAAUCUGCACUCUGCUGUUUCUCAUUCUCCUCAUCCUCCUCCUCUUCUGCUGCUGCCGUGCCCGCAACAAGAAGAAGUACGAAAAGGAGAUUGCCUAUGAGAUAAGAGAGGAUGUCCCCCCUCCAAAGAGUCGUGUUUCUACCGCACGCAGUUUCACCAGCGCGGGCAGCCAGCGCUCCUCUCUGGGCUCCAUGUCUCCCUCCAACCUGCACGAGUACACCAAGCCCCAGUAUGACAAGAUACCCUCCGAAGAGUACGAGAAGCCCCCUAGUCACGCCCCUAUCCCCCCACCCAGCAGAAUGGCCGGCCCCAACCUUAGCCGCAUGGGGGCCAUCCCUGUCAUGGUCCCUGCCCAGAACAGGGAUGGGUCCAUUGUGUAAAGCUGAACUGGGAUCAUUCUCUGCACAUUAUGACUGUCACUAUUCUAUUCAUUGUUCUAGCGGAAUUUGUGAAGGAGCACAGAAUCGAACUCAGCUGUACCAUCUCUGAUAAUACAAUUUGACUUCAACAGCAGAACUGCAACAAAUGUUAACAAAAAAAACUUUCAUAUUCAAUGGGAUGCGGAAAGGUGACUGCCUGCUCCUGUUUUGUAAAUAAUGCAAUGCAUGAUGUUUUUUUCUUUUUUCUUUUUAAAAAUAGAAAGCCCUAUCUUGAAUUGUUUGCCUAUUAAGUGUUCUCCAGAGAUGAAAUGAAACCCAUUAAACUAAAUGAAACGUAUAUAGUUCUUGGCUUUAGAUGAAAACUCCCAAGCUAUUUGAUAUUCUUUUUGCUUACAUUUUCAGACAAUUUUAAACCAUUUAUCUAUGACGAUUAUCUCUUUAUGCUACAAAAGCCUGGUAAACUCAAAGGUCUGUGGAAAUAUAUAUAUGGGUUGGCUUUGGUUUCUGGAUGAUAUUGUUUUUAAAAAACAUAACAGCAGCGUUCGUUUGGAUUGAAAAUUAUUUACAUGUGAUGUGUAUAUAUGAACAUGAAAUUGAUUUAUCUGCUAAUGAGCUAAUACUGUGACUCUUAACCUGCAUUGAUUUUUACGGACCAUUUGGCAGUUGUAAACCCCCAUCGGUACGUGUCAGAGUGAUUAGUGUUCAAGUCUCUGAUUGGUUGUUUGCUUAACUUAGAUUGGCUUGUAACACCCAAACCUCCACUCCACUGGUAGUCGUCAAAAUAAGAUUAAACGGUUUAUUUCAAAAGAUGCUCAAGCUGGGUGGUAAAAUACGGUUCACUGAGCAAUCAGACUUUGGCAAGUUUGAAGGCCAGGGGCACCAGUCACCACCACUCCUCUGCCCCAGCCAGGCCAAAAAAGCUGAUCACAGAUGUCUCUGAUUAUAGAUCUGCAUAAUACACAGACAUAACAAGAGAUACUAAUCCUAAACCUGCAUUUGGCCUGGCUCAACUCAUCCUUCUUUAAAAGCUGAUUGUCAACACAUUAGUUGACAACACAUUAAUUUAAACCAACUAAAAGAGGUCAAUUAAACUGGAACCCAAGGUAUUAGGACUUGCAUAAGUGAUAAGUGAUAUCUCUUACUGAAAUAUAUAGUGGUAACCCCAUAAAAUAUUUACAAUAUUUAAAAAUCUACAUUGUUUUAUACAUAUUUUGGACUGUGGGGCGCCAUUAUUUAGAUGAUGUAAAAUGGUUGUACUUGGUGAGAUACUGGCGCUACCUAUUCUUAUAUUUACUGCAACACAAAUCGGAAAAUAAAAUACUGAUACGAUGACAAGUGGCAACUAAUAUAAGCGUAGGCUUAAACCAAAUGCCGUACCGUCGAUUUUUACCCACAACGCCCCUGGAUUUCGAGUGAAAUCUGCGCCGAGAAACUCCUUCAGUGGCUGCGGUGCCAUGACAAGCGUCGGCAUGUUUACAUUCUGCCAGGAUGGCAUGUAGCGUUUCUUGUCUCUGCCGUUUGUAAACUCUUUCAGUCGCUGUGGUCUACUAAAAGUCUCAAAGGCAUCAGGGCUAAAGUGGAGAGAACAAAGAUGCAUCUUUAGGAAGUUUUAUUCGUGCACAAACAUUUUCCCAUUCUUUUCUCCUCUUAAUCGCUAGGAAAGUAGUGGAGACUUACAUAGUGUCUCUUAUUGCCUUUCAACUGAAAAUUACAACCAAGAGCAGCACAAUGUGACAUUGAAUCAGAAUUGUAUUUUCCGAGUUGUCAAAAUAGCAACAGGUAGUGCCAAUAGUUCACCAAGUGCAACCAUUUGACAUCAUCGAAAAACGAUGUGGAUUUUUUAAAUAACAUACAUCUUUCAUGGAUUUUCAACUGCACAUUUCAGUAAGAGACAUAAUUUACGUUAUAUUACGGAAUACAAGUCUUAAUUCCCGGGGUUCCCUUUUUGAUUAGGUUUAGUCUUAACAUUCUUAAGUCACCAUAUUCACCACAGUGAGUGUCACCAUUUUGAAGAAACAGUCUUAUUGUUUGGGUCACCCUAAUGUUCACUCUGUGCCUUUUUUAACUUUGGCUGUAAUGGUGUCACUGGUGGGUCCAUGUCAGGAUUGUGAGGUAAAUAACACAUGAACAAUUACAAAACAAUCAUCACUGAGCUGUAAUGCGAGUUUCUGUGUGUUUAGUUUUUUUCUUUCUCAUAAAUGCUGGUUUUGGUCUCAUGGAAGGGUGUUGUGUAUGCUGACAACCAUAUGCUGUGUGUCUGUUGUACACAAAUAGCCGCCUUUUUAUGAUCCUCUCAUCUUUUGACUACGGUUCUUGUUGAAUGUGUAAAUAUAUUUACUGUAAUGUUGGGUGCGAUUGUCUUUACGGCUAUAACAUGUGGACGCCCGGGCUGCAAAUUUUAUGAAGGACAUGAGGAGGCUAAUCAUCCCCCAGGUAUUAUUAGCAUUUAUUAUUCAUAUGUUGUCGUUACCCAAAAGCACACGCACUUGUGAAUUCCCUGGCUUUUAUUUAUUAAGCCUGUAAGGUGCUGUUAGAGGAUCAGUUCAGCUUGUUUGAACAUGAAGACUAAUGCCAGUGUAAACAUGGAAAUCUGAUCUUUGAUCAGCAGACCUUUACUGCUAGCUGUGCGAAUCGACUUCCUUGAACCAAAUCAUCUGUUUUCUGUUUGGAUGGGGCCCAUUUGGUAUUUCAUAACAGUAGAGGUUAGGCCGGUUCUCUGUACAGUGCCAUUUAAAGAGAUAGCUACUCUCCUUGCUAAUAAGAGACAACCAAUGAUUAUUAACUGUAGAUUAACCUGUGUACUAAUAUUGACUUUUUUCUUCCUAUUUGUUUGGUUUGCACAUCAUGUAAAAACCUUAUUUUUGUGUGCUUUUUGUGAUGUUAUUUUUGAAUAAAAAUGAAAUCAUUCUA